GCAAUAUCACCAGUUGAUUUUUUCAGAAAGGGACUGCUCUUUUGCCAGAGAAAGAGUUUAAAAAAAAAAAAAAGCUAAGAAACACAAGAUCACGGGACUGAAAUGCUUUAUUGUCGUCUUUCUCUAUUAUUCCCAUUCGUGCCAAGGAGAUAGGCUUUAAUGACUUCCUAAGUUUCUUUUGGGGUUGUUUCACUGCUCCAUGAUGAAGACAGCUCAUGCCUUUAUCUUCUCCAUUCCGCCUUAUUUUCACUUAACCUAGCUACUCUAGCAACUUACCAGUUACCAUCAUCAGUUAGCUCUGAUUUUGAAAGACAAGAAAUUAAGAAUGCAUAUUACAGAAAUAUUUUCUCCUUCGAAUAAAGAAGAUAAUUCGGACGAGGGCUUUCGUUUUGACAAGUCUCUCCAGGAACUCAGAGAUUUGCGGUCUCAGCUUCAUUACGCAGCAGAUUACUAUGAAACAACAUUCUUAAACUCUGAAGGGGAGAAAGCUGUGGUGGAAAACACAAAAGAGUAUAUAUGCAAGGCAGUUGUUACUUUUGUUGAUCAUCUGGGAAACGUCUCUGCUAAUCUAAAUCACUCCAUUUCCCAGACUAAUGCAUUUUCUGAGGCUGAGCUCCGCAUCAAUUGCCUAAAACAAAGACUUCUCUCAUGCGAACAAUUUGCUCACAAGCUUGCUCUAACCAGAGUCAAGUGGAACCCAAAUUUGCCAAGACAUCACAGGCGCUACUUAUCUGCACCAACAUUAGCAACAGUAGAGAAGUGGAAUGAAGACUCAAGGGUUUCCAUUGCUCCAAAUCCUGCAAAAGUCAUGGACAAGCAUGAACUUGACACUGAAGGAGUGCCACUUUUCUUCUUCACUUGUACAAACAAGCCUUCAUUAUCUAACUGUCCAUCACUCAGAUCAAAUUUGGACGAAAGUGACUCUGAUUCAGCAUUUGGGCCUGUUCGCGAUGGCCUCUUGACGCUAUCAAAGGGUUCAAAUCCUACUUUUCAUUUCCAGCAAGGAAACAAAAAACUUGGAAGGAAAAGCUUGUACAGAAAACCAUUGCAGAGUGUUGAUAUCUUUUCUUUCUUUCGACGGGCAAGAAGAUCAGCAGCUUGAGAAAUUUUCUUUUGCUACUCUUUUUAUGUUGAGCUAAUCGUUACAUAACUCAUGUCUGGUUUUAGGACCUCAGAGAGAUGCCUGAAUAUUCCUCAAUGCAAAUGGCUAUUAUUGAAGAUUUCUUGUAAUAUAAUAUUAAUGGGUUUUGCUAAA
Durio zibethinus is the source of this 1255-nucleotide messenger RNA. RefSeq names its product putative protein ABIL5. The record is from RefSeq and is a predicted model, not a curated record. NCBI's taxonomy places the organism in Eukaryota, Viridiplantae, Streptophyta, Magnoliopsida, Malvales, Malvaceae.